UUGUUUUGCUGUUGUCUUUGCAAAGUUACGCUUUGCUCUCAACCAUCGGAAACCCACGCUUCUAUUCAUUUCGUAGAUUCAGUUCAUAUGCGCACAAUGUCUACGAGACCCAAAGCAAUGACAGCCAUUUGAUGAGCAUUCCAGUGGCUGUGAGUGUGCGUGUCAAGCCUUUUGAGCACAAGAAGCUAACUGCUCCGCGUACUUUCGGUCAACUUGAUCAUCAUCGACAUUUUCGCCGACAACAACACAAUCAUCCUGAUGAUGUCAGUGUCAGCGUGCGUGUUGACGACUCUACCAAAGAAACUGAUGUUUCUGAAAGGGAAAAUUUGUCUACAUCUCAUCCGCUUGAAGAUCAACCACCGAGAACUGAAAAUGAAAGCCCACCCUGGUACGGCAUUCGUGGUGCUACCAAUAGUCAUCGAGAGGCAAUGCAUGAUGAUGGCGAAUUGGAGGAUCGCUCGUUAGUAAGAGACGGUCCAGGUCCAAUCGAGUCCAGGCCCUCAUUUUAUCAUUUCGAGAGCGUUCACAAGUUUCUAGCCAAACCAUAUCGAUACCAGGACAAUCAGAAUUCAUCAACUCGAUUAAAUUCAAGUUUAAUUGUCAAGUUUGUUGAUGACAGUUCUCUGUACCACUCUGAGGCAAUGGUUGUCCAACCUUUUCUCUCACACGACGUUGACUCCAUGAUUAUACUGCCCGCAUAUGUGCCUCCUCAAGGCUCACCGCUAAACGUAAGACCAAACUCAGACCACAGGUCUACUUUGUCCCCCGAACUGCCUGAACUAGCACAUACAGGCAGGGGUUUAGCUCCAGCGGUGUCAGAUAUCGAGCUCGACGAUAAACCUGAUUCAGAGCUAACCGCGUCACACUCUUCUGAUCACGAAACGGGCAAACUCGCCUCUGAGGGCGCAGAUGUUACGCGUUCACAAAUUCUAGAUGAUACUAUGAACGAUAUGCAGUCUUUGUCGACGGAUUCAUUGAAAUGCAGAUCAGAUUUUGGUGUUGACUUAGACUCGGGAAGUUGUACCUUGCAAACUCGGUCAUCUGAAGAAAUGUGCAGAACUCCUAAUCAAAACAUAAGCCAGCCCACUCGAACAAGCGUGGCUAUUGGAAAGAACCACUUGAUCAAUUUAAAUUCGAGUUUUGGGGGAAUAAGUUACUACCCGGCCUUUUUUCAUUAUGACCUGUGUACUUAUAAAACAGUACCUGAUUUGAGGCUUGAUAGCGUCAAGCGUCAGCAGCCACAUGAAGUUUGUAGUUGUCCAGAUGAUGCUUCGUUAACGAAUCAAAAAUUCGUUAAUGCGUGCAAUCGCAAUGAAGAAUCUUCAAACAUUUGGUCCUUCGGAAGAAGCGGUUUGACGCAUGAAAAAUCGUUAUUCCCAGUCGAAGCACAUUCAGACCCCGGUAUGUUUACUUAUGUACACAAUUCUAACAUAUUGAGUGGAAACCAAAACUGCUCCAAGAAUCUUUCCGACCCUAAUCAACGCCUACAAUUUUCUGCGUUUGGAAAUGUCAGGACGCAUCGUCUGCUAUCGGGAUCGAGACCUGAUGUCUGGAGACCUUCUUCCCCAGACUUAUCCGACGUUGCUUUCACCUAUGAACUUGGACGUCCCUGGUCCCCGAGUAAACGAGCUUUCAUUCAAAUCGACAAGGAAUUGAAAUAUUUAGUGGAUGGCGUCACCGUUCACAUGAGUAAUAUGUUUAAAAGCGGCAGCAGCGGCGGCGGUAGCACAGAAGCCGGCGCCGAGGUGGACAUGCUCGACGAUGGGGCAGACUCCCACCAGCCGCCGCUCCCACACCAAAACUAUAUUUUAUUUGACCCGCCUCAGCUCGACUUUAAAGAGCACCCGGUGGGCAUGCCGGUGAUGCGGAAGGUGGUGGUGCGCAACGUGGGCCCUCUGGCGAGUGCGGGCUACAGCGCGGACGCCUCCAGUGCCGUGCAGCUGCAUAGCCUCUCGGGCAACACCUUACACUUCCACUGCACCUUCUUUCAGGACAAGGUAGUGGCCGCUUAUACCAACACAACUUUCGACGUCGUAUUCCUGGGGCGCGAGGAAGGCCUUAUUGAAAACACAAUUUUUAUCCACACUUCGAUAGGAACUUAUAAGUAUUCCGUGCGAGCUGUGGGAACAAGUAACCAGUAUCGCUUGCGGCCGCUGGUGGGGGUGAGAAUGCCUCUGAACUCCUCCUACACGCCGCUCAUUCACCUACACAAUCCACACCCGCAUACCCUGCAGGUGCGGGAGCUGUACAGCAGCGGCGGCGACCUGCACCUCGAGCUGCUGGGGGGCGCGACGGAGGGCGACGCCAGCAGCUGGAGCGUGCCGCCCUACCAGACCCGCGCCCUCGCCCGUGCCACCUUCGUCGCCAGGCGCGAGAACAACCACACCGCCUACAUCAGGAUGGUGACGACAGGCAUCGACGGGGACUACCUUGUGGUGCCUGUAGAGGUGGAGGUGAGCAGCGAGCCUGGCCUCUACUGCCCCCACGACGGUCUGCACUUCCCCUUGCUUACUCCCCACCACCCGCCCGCCUCACUCCCCCUCAUGCUCAUCAACUCUGCUCAUAAACACAUACACAUCCAGAACGUGAUCACGACGCCAGUUAACGACGCCAUCACCAUUGACUUCAAGCCCAUGAAGGUCCCUCCGGGCUCCGUCAAACCCACGCAGGUCGCCACCGUCACUUUUGAUCCGUCAAAAGUUCGCCGAGGGGGCGGCGCGGUGGCCGGCAAGUUGCUCAUCAAGAGCAAAGUAUCAGCUUAUAAGCUGAGCGUGCCCUUCAGCGUGAACCUCCUGCACGGCCACCUUCGCUACAGCCCCGCCGUCACCAGCUUCUUCACAGGGCCUCCCCACCUCGAUCCAUCGAGCAUUUCAGAUUCAAAUGCCUUUAACAGGAACGAUUCAAACUCUUCAAUGUAUCCAUUCUUUUCUCUUCCGUCCAUCACUUCGUCUUCUCUGUCCUCGUCAAUAUCAUGGUCGUCAGCCUUGACUUCGUCUAGCGUGUCCCUCUACUCGUCCGUGGACGGCGAGGCAGCGCUGCUCUACAAUCCCAACAAAGUCCCAGUAAAGGAUCCGCAGGAGGAAUUUCUUGAUGAUAACCUCGGCGACGACCACAGCGACUCGCCAUCUGUCAUAAAUAACGGCCCGUUCUUGCCAGGGGAACCUCGCAACUUAUCCCUCACGAAUACCUUCUCAUGCGCAGUGGUCGUCUAUAACGUCACUCUCCCUCAGUCCCACCGUAAACACUUCAAGGUGGUGUGGUGGGGUGAGGUGGUGUUGCAACAAGGAGCACAGGGAGUGGUGGCUUCGGUGCAGCUGCUCAGUGUGGACUCUAACCUACGGCUGAGCUCCCACGUAACCAUUCACACAAACAUAACCACCGUCAACAUUCCUCUAACCGCUUACAAUGGCCGUCUUACCAAGAGCUUCACGUCAGCUGUUUCUGAUAACGUGGGCAAAAGCUUUCCUCUGGAUGGCAUUGUGCUGGGGCUUCAAUCGUCAGAACGAUCGACCGAGAGCGCAGCUGGAGCCUCUCAAGAAAACGCUUGUAACUCUUCGUUGGUAAGCUCAGUGGACCUGGGCACCGUGGGUAUGGGGGAGCAUCGCGACCUGCACUUCUACGUACACAAUGAGAACCCCGUGACAAUGCGAGUCAUGUCCUGGGAAGCCAACGCAACGUGGGCUGACGUGCAUCUCUUUGCGUUCGUUGAUCCCGAUUCAAACUGGAACAUGAUAACCCAGCAGCCAUCAGAACCGGUAUGGUUGGCACCCGGGGCUGCUGCAGUCUUUAAAGUAAGUGUAGUGACUGCGAGCACUGAAGGCAUCUUCUGGGGCACGGCUGUGGUGCACACCGCCUUCGAGAGUCUCUCCCUUACCUUCAGACUGCGCACUGCUAUCGGCCAGCUCACCAUGAUCCCCACACCUGUGCUCUUUGAUAAUGCCUUCCCUGGCAAAGUAUCCUCGGUUGAGCUGCAAGUUCUGUCGACGUUCGGCCACAGCAUGAUGGUGGAUGACGUGCUGCCACAGCUUCCUUCUGGUCACCACUUCGAGUAUCAGGGCGCGCCUCACGACGAGCCCUUCACCCUGCACCCCAACACUCUCACGUCCAUCGGGCGACUUGUGUUCGACCCCAGACAAUUCUGCUCCGACUUCUGCUACGCUGGCUUCACUCUCGCUGAUAAAUUGGGGCAGCAGUGGAGCAGCUCGCUCGCUCUGUCUGGCCACGUUGCAGCCACAGACGUGAUGCUGCUCGAGCUGCUGCUGGGGCGCUACCGCAACAUAUCCACGCCGGUCUUCAACUCGUCCCUUGUGCUGCACACCUCGCACCUACACGCCUUCCCCUUCACAGUACAGGUGUCGUUGGUAUGGCCACGUGUAGCGCAGUCAGAGGCACUGGAGUUCCCGCUGACACAGCUGCACAACAGCUCAGUGGCGUUGCUGCCGCUGAGCAAUCCUACGGACUCGGUGCUAUUCGUGCAGCUGUUGUUGUUGCAGCACUACCCGGCACCGCACCUGCUCGCUCGUGCACUUGCUCACCAAACGGACUGGGGUGAAGAAAGUGACGGCAUUGGCGGGCAAGUGUUCCAUUUCGUGGACGUGGAGCCGAGCAGCCCCGGCGAGGAGUGCUCUAGGGGCUGCUUGGAGCCCGACGCUCGUCGCGUCGCUGAGCUGCUACAGCACCGCAGGAAGGUCGAGGCUGAGCUGUCCACCCGGGGCGCCAGGGAGACGAUCGUGCUGCGCCUUAGCCCUGGCCAGCAGAUAUCCGUGCGUGUGGCGUUCCGACCAUCAGAAGUGGGACAACACGAGAGCGCUGUGAUCGUGCGCAAUAAUCUCACCGUCGUGGACAUAGUAAAAUUGACGGGCCGCGGCGGUCAGGGCACCGUCAGAUUUGCUAACAGGAAACCUGAUGCCUCAGCCACUCCGCUUACCUUCAGCCUCGCUGCCAAGCACCUACAGGACUGCCAGGCUACGAAACGUCCAGGCGGAAGUACGAGAACGCUCAGAGACCCGAAGCUCACCGUGAAACGCACGUUCACCGCUCGUAACACUGGCGAUUUGGCGUGCACUAUCAAAGGCUUCCUUAUAGCCGGAGCACCUUGCUACAAUUAUGGCUUCAAGGUGAUACAGUGCGAAGUGUUCACUCUGGAGCCGAAUGCUUCGCGCAAGAUCGACAUCGCCUUCAGUCCUGACUUUACGUUGAGCAAAGCGCAGCAAAGUUUACAGCUUAUCACAGACGCCAACAGCGGGCUAGAGGCGCUCGAGUACACCCUGCAAGCCACGGUCCCCUCCUCGCUGCUGCAGCCGUGCAGCCUUACAGUGCCCCGACCUCAUUGGGAGACGCUCAUCUUCUAUAUUUUCUUCACUAUGCUCAUCAUCAUGCUGGUCGUCACGCUGCUCAUGGCAGCUCUUGACGCUCACACGCUUCUCAAGAGCAGCGCCAGUCACGCUGCAAGCCUUCAAGUUCCUCUCGAUCGAGAGAAUGUCUUUGAUUUGCGCUCCAUCGCUACCAAAGAUUCCUCUAAAACCAUACCGGUUCUUGUGUCGAAUGGCUCUCUGUCUCAAGAUUCCCUUAAUCAUCGUAAUCACUAUAAUAACAAAGCCUUACACAACGCUGCGAACAAUAAUAACAAUAACGUCCUAUACAAUACUAACUUACAAGAUAAUAUUCCUAAAAAGCCAUCUACCGAAUCAAUCAAAAGCAUUCCCGGUGUUAGCGGGAAAAGUAAGUCUACAAAGUCUGAUGGUUGGAAUUUUAUGAAUUUUUUGUCUACUUUUGAAUCUAAAGAAAAAGAAUCGCGAAAGAAACCGUUGAACUCUGGGCAUAAAGAGCGCGGGGAACUUGGCUUGAACAUUAGUGGAACCCUGGGCUACUAUCGUGACCGCCUCAGUGCUGCAUUCGCUGCUCUCAUAGCUCGUCCCGAGGCUGCUAUUCAGCCCACGAAGCCUCGUAGGCAACACUCAAAUUUAUCUAGUCGCCGAGCCAGCAGUGGAGACCGCUCAAAGCCUGUCCAAGUUGGCACCAACAAGUCUACUGCUGAAGAAAAUUCAGGAACAUGCAAGUCUACAAUUGGAAACAAGGUGCUUAAUUUGAACGAUGUGAAACACAAAAGUCGGUAUGACAAACACCAUCACCUGUCUGCUAUCGAUUACCAAAUCAAAAACAAGACAAAUACUGGACGUGUUCGACGCCAGUCUAUGUUUUCUGAGUCAGAUUUCGUACCUAAUUCUUACAAAUCUAGUCAUAAACUACGUCAAGAAGAGGAAGAAACUUCUUCCUGUUCUAAUGAAAGCUCCCAUUCGGGAGAUCUUUCGAUCAGCGAUAAGGACGCCUCUAGCAAAUCGGAGAGUUCAAGUAAUCAAUCCAGUCUUCUAAAUAUGAAACGAAAUAAGAAAAAUAAUAAUUCCUGCAAAAAUGGCCCUCCGAACUCUUCCAACCAUGCGAAGUCAAACGGUGUUCGAUGCAAUGUGAAUAAAAGUUCGAACAUCUGUAGCAAUGGCAGCAGCAGCAGCAGUUCGGUAUCUCCGUCACCUCGGGAUGAGAAAAAUUCCACAACACAGAAUUCAAACGAGUCGCUAAUCCGAUCUGAUUCUCCUUCAUUCGACCAAAAAGAUUCUGGGGGAGAUUUUGCCAUACAAAUCCGGGGUAAAAGUCUGAAAAAAGGAAAGGGUGUUUGUAUUCCUCUCAGUGACAUCGCUAAUGAUCAUUCUCUGGAACUGCCAUAUAGUCCAAAGACACUGAAGCCUCCUUCGUUGUCGACGGAUGCUCUGCUGCGGCGCCCUAAGCGGAAGACCAUCCGAGUCAAAAGUGACGCUACCGUUGUAAGCAGCUCUUUUCCAUCUGUAACUACAACAAAACCCGAAAAAAAUCAAUCGACCAACGAUACUCCGGCAGUCACCACUCGGCCUCCAGUUGCCCAACUCCCUCCGUUAACAGCCAAAGAUUCUUAUUCAACAAAAGUUGCUCCGCAAGACAAGCAAAGAGCUAAGGUGACUCCCGUGGGCAAAAUUCUGCCAGAAAUUAAUCGUGUUGCUCCUCAACGGAAUUUGGGUGCCAUUGGCCAAAAAUUGGGUGCACCAAUUAUUCCUUUCAAUCAGCACUGUUCUCUGUCUUUAUUGGCUCCACAGGAGAUACCUCAGCACUCGCCACUGCAGCAGCUGUACAGUUCCUCGUCGUUAUCAGUACACUCAUGGGACCCAAAAGUGAUAUCUCCAAACGUAAUAAACAAUAACUUACCGCAAAAUUUCAACUCUGGUUUAGACAGUUGGCCUCCUAGUCAGGGUUUGCACCCAGGAACAAACAAAGCCAACGUCUGGUCGAACGAAGCCUAUCGUCCCGAAGCUUCUCUUUACAAUAGCAGUCAAAUGACGUUGUCAGCCAACGGAGCUGGUCCAUGGAGCAACAUGAGCUCCAUUUGGUCGAACAAUACAUGGAAUGCUUCUACAAGCUCCUUGUCAUCACCGUGGCCUACACCAAAUACCACGGCAAUAUCACAGGGCCUGGGUUUCGAUCCAGUGGGGGGAUGGCCGAGCAGCAAUGACAGCCUCGGUCCUCUGCAGUGCGCACCUGCUGUGUGGACGGCCCAACACCUGCCACCACUUCUUGAGCAGCGGUCAGCAGCUCCUCACCAGAAGAAUGAUGUGUAAUUCUGACUUGUAACUUUUGCGAUUAUUUCAGUCCAACUCUUUAGUCAUUGUAGAUGUUUAGCCAUAAAUUCGCAUUUUUUUGUAAUUUUGUGAUUGUUUUCCAUAGGAGACCACAUGUUUAUUUAAGUUCUGUGAUUCACGAUUUAAGGCAGAUUCUCAGUGGCGCGAUUUAUUUAAGAUUCACGAUUCAAGAUUCACGCCUCUGAGGCCGCGUUUCGUACUAAUAACCUAAUAAGUGCAGUGAAUUCUGGAAUUUGCCUGAUAAGUAAACGGUUACCCAUGCUGGGCAUUUAUUUGCUAUCAUCCGUUGUGAUGCAACCACUCUAGAUGUCUCCUUUCUAAUGGAUUUGAGAGGCAUUGAUUUGAAAACGUAGAAGUUUGAAUUUAGGUAUUUGUUAAAGACAGGAGGCUUCUUAGUUAAAUACGUGCCAUCUUAUUGAUUCUCUUAGGUACAAAAUUGUAUCGGUUAUUUUUAAACACUGUUCUGUGACUUCACGCUUUGUGGCCAUUUUCUUUAUUCUGUUCAAAGAACGUUUUGAUUUGUUUUAAUUUUUUUUAAAGUCGUAUCGUUUUAAACGAUAGUAAUGGUUUAAAUAAAUUUUAGUAUUUUCCUCCGUAUUGUGGUAAUCACAAAGAUCUCAUGCUAGUUCGCUCAUUUUAGGUCUUGUUUUACUGGAUUUUACCUGUACGUUUCAGGUAUAAAGAUAAAUUCUUACAUUCAAUGUUCUUAGUGUAGGAUGACGUGCAAAUUGCACUUGAUUUUCUUUGCUUUUGUACUUAGACUGGAACAUAAUUCUAAUUUUGUCUCGAUUUCUUUUAAUUUGGCGUUUUGUACGUUUGCUCAAUUUCAUAUUCAUUUGGACUCGAUAAGUCAUAUUUGUUGUUUUCUCUUGUGAAAUAGUUACCUGUUACAGCGCUUCGCAUUUCUAUUCUUUGCGUCAUUGGUCGUACUUUUGAACAAAAUUGUACGAAUCAGAAGUUGAAUAAAUCUUAACCGUAUAAUUAACAGGUAUAAGAACUGUAAAAGAUCUUAAGAUCUUGCAGAGUUUUACUCGUGUCUUUGACAUCGUACUUCACGAUACUCAUGUUCCUUCUCCUAUUUUUAAGCUUGAAAUUAUUCUGUUGACUUGGAACGGAUCUUGCACGUUAGUCGUAGUGUCAAGUAGCGAGCGAACAGUGAAGAAAACCUUUUCCGACUUCAUGAUUUAAAAGAUGAUGUUGUUCACGAAGAAGAGAUGGCGUUCUUACCGUCAAACUAGCAUUCAACUCUUGUCAAAAAAUGCAUCCGUGAAUUUAA
This is a messenger RNA of Hyalella azteca, 8940 nucleotides long. RefSeq names its product transmembrane protein 131 (gene Tmem131). Bases 132 to 7643 code for a protein of 2503 amino acids. NCBI's taxonomy places the organism in Eukaryota, Metazoa, Arthropoda, Malacostraca, Amphipoda, Hyalellidae. The transcript is spliced from 22 exons. The record is from RefSeq and is a predicted model, not a curated record. Gene Ontology annotation, cellular component: membrane.